This is a messenger RNA of Pygocentrus nattereri (red-bellied piranha), 657 nucleotides long. RefSeq lists its product as uncharacterized. Gene Ontology annotation, biological process: response to bacterium. Bases 1 to 657 code for a protein of 218 amino acids. The transcript has 4 exons. The record is from RefSeq and is a predicted model, not a curated record. Lineage: Eukaryota; Metazoa; Chordata; Actinopteri; Characiformes; Serrasalmidae.
AUGAAGCUGAUCUUGGGUGAUGCCUCAAGGCGGAUCGCAGACGCAACAACUACAUGGUUCAGACAUGCUCCAGGAGAAAAGCCGCUUCUCAUCGCCUCUGCUUACCAUUAUAUACCUGCUGUAUAUUAUAAUGGCUUUGACAAGACUGGCCGCUUUAAAGUGUUAAAAGAAAAAAAUAGUUUUAAUCUGAGGAUCUCAAAUGCAGAACCGUCUGAUUCAGCUACAUAUUACUGUUCUGUUGCAUAUUAUACAGAUACUGCGUUAGCAGACUGGACAGUUUUAAUCCUCAAAGGUUCAUCUUUAAGUCUCUCUGCUGUUCUCCAGCCUCCUGUAUCAGAUCCUGUUGAACUGGGAGGAGAUACAACUUUGCAGUGUUCAAUACUCACAGAUGUGUCUGCAGGAGAUCACAGUGUGUACUGGUUCAGACAUGGAUCAGGAGAAUCCCAUCCAGGAAUCAUUUACACUCAUGGAAACAGGAGUGAUGAGUGUAAGAAAAGCUCUGAGACUGAUUCUCCUACACAGAGCUGCGUCUACAAACUCCCCAAGAGAAACCUCAGCCUCUCUGAUGCUGGAACUUACUACUGUGCUGUGCUCAUGUGUGGAGAGAUCAUCUUUGGGAACGGAACUAAACUGGACUUUGUAGGCUCACUGCAAUGA